CCUUCCUCGACGCGUCUGCCCACUGAAGCUCAAAGCACUCCGCUGCUGCCAUCGCAUCCGCCCUGUGCUCAUUUCUUUUUUUUUCUUGCUUCUUGUUUUUGCUUUUGCCGCUGAAUUUUCCGCUCUCGUGAUCCGCUCUGGGUAAAACAACUUGACCUCUUGUUCGCGUCUCCGUGCCGCGACUUGAUCACCCUUGGUCCGUUCUACGACCUCUCCUAAUGAAGCAGCAUGUGCAAUACAAGCCUUAUAUCGCGGAUCUUCCUCCCUCUUUUUAAUACUCCGAGUCCGAACCUGACCAAAACAUGUGGAGGCGAACGUACCUAAUUCUCUUGUUGAUUCGCGUUUAUUUUGCGCUGAGUCCUAGCUACAUUCACCCGGACGAGCAUUUCCAGGGUCUUGAGGUCUUUGCCGGCCGGAUUCUUUCUUACCCAUCACGGUUGCCGUGGGAGUUCACAUCCGAGCGCCCAAUCCGCAGCAUCUUUCCACUAUGGCCGAUCUAUGACGUCCCGAUAAGCCUCCUAAAAUGGUUUUAUAAUGAGACGGGGACGGAAAGCCCCCCGGCGGAGCUGGUCUACUAUGUUGUGCGGGGGGUUAUGUUCCUGCUGAGCUUCGUGUUGGAAGACUGGGCCGUCCACGAGCUGGUGCCUCUUCCACGCCAUCGCAGGGCAGCUGUGGUUUUGGUGGCAUCCUCGUAUGUCACCUGGACUCAUCAGACGCACACAUUCUCCAACUCUCUCGAGACCCUGUUGGUUGCCUGGGGCUUAGUUCUAAUUAAUCGCAUUAUCGACAAGCGACGCUCCUCUCUGUUCUCCUGCGCGGUGCUAUCCUUCAUCUGCGUUGCGGGUGUCUUUAACAGGAUAACCUUUCCUGCUUUCCUCGCUAUCCCAGGCCUUCAAUUGCUACCACAAUUUUGGCGCAAACCGCUAUCGCUACUUGCAUUCAUUGGUUUUGGCCUCAUAUUUUUCUUUGUUGCCAUCUCUGCCGACACGAUAUUCUAUAGACCGUCUGCAUCUUUCAGCGAUGUCCUACGCUCGCCGAUAAUUACACCACUCAAUAAUCUCCUCUACAACACAGACAGCUCCAACUUGGCUCUUCAUGGACUACACCCUCAUUAUAAUCACUUCCUAGUCAAUUUGCCACAGCUUCUGGGGCCUGCAUUUGUCGCAAUGGUCCUUCAGGUCUACAAUUUGCGCUCUAUACCUUCUUGGUUGAAGAACGUCCGCGCAGCUUCUGCGCUAUCGGCUACCGCCAUGCUGUCCAUUUUUCCUCACCAGGAACCUCGGUUCCUGAUACCUUGCGUGCCUUUGCUCCUCAGCUGUCUCCAUGUCCGCAAAUCGCGCCUUUUUCUGGCUGUUUGGGUCAUAUUCAAUGCAGCCUUGGGCUUCUUGAUGGGCGUGUACCAUCAAGGAGGCGUUGUUCCAACACAGCUCGCGGUUCCUUCCAUCGUCUCAGCUACAACAUCCGUAAAAGAAUCCCAGUCCAUUUCCGUUACUGUGUUUUGGUGGAAGACAUAUUCCCCGCCUCUAUGGUUACUUGGUGAUAACUCCACUCUACCUGUGGACUUGGACAUCGACACCCAAGAUCUUAUGGGCAAACCUGGGCCAGAGUUGAUCAAUGAGCUUGAAGAUCUAAUCCCUUCCUGCCUGAAAAAGCAGAAGUCGGGUUCGAAACAACCUGACGCUGUCUUCGUGGUCGCGCCGAAGUCCAUCACUUUUCUGGACCAGUUCUUGGCUCCGCAGAGCUCCAGCUCAAGCUUGGAACUGCUUGAGCUAUGGAGUUACAGAAAACACAUCAGUUUGGAUGAUUUAGACUUCGGCACGGAUGGCAUUUUACCAACCCUAAAGCGGGUGAUUGGGAGACGUGGAUUAGCUGUUUGGCUUGCGCAAAGACCCGCCUGCCGUUACAUCUGAGUUCAUCAGCUGAUACAUACCUUAAGGUACUACUCGACCAUAUCCAAAUUAGGGAAGUCUCGCCUAUCCCCGGGCCCCGUCCUCAAUCACCUUUCUCCGUCGUCGUUCCUCUUUUCCUCACGUUAUCCUUCUCUGUAUAUGCUUCUUCCGCCGCUAUCUAUUUUAGACCUAUGUUAUUUUUCGUGUUGAACCAUACAUCUUCAACUAAUCCGGACAUUCAAAUACCCUUAUGUACCCUUCCUUUUUCAUCAUAUCUGGUCGGAAUUAAUGGCAAUUAUACCCCCUCCUCUCAUGCUCGAAUAAUAAUAAUAAUCAUGAUACCUUUUGACGUUGCA
Molecule: messenger RNA, 2245 nt
Organism: Aspergillus versicolor CBS 583.65
Lineage: Eukaryota; Fungi; Ascomycota; Eurotiomycetes; Eurotiales; Aspergillaceae
Gene: smp3
Product: glycosylphosphatidylinositol-alpha 1,2 mannosyltransferase smp3
Exons: 4
Coding region: 303-1910 (535 amino acids)
Biological process (GO): GPI anchor biosynthetic process
Cellular component (GO): endoplasmic reticulum membrane
Molecular function (GO): alpha-1,2-mannosyltransferase activity
Source: RefSeq, a predicted model, not a curated record